AUGGAAAUCCAGUGUUCAAAUCAUACAAAAAAGUCUAUUCACCUACCGAAAAUCCAUUAAAAUUAUUCUUAAAUGAAGAAGGAUAAAUUAAAACAGUUUUUUCGUACUGACAGAAGUAUAUCCGAUACAAAAUAGCAUUAUUUUUACCAUUCGUCCAAAAAAUAAUCACCUAAAUUUAAUGAUCAACCGUAAACCGAAAGAUUGCCUCGAGAGAAUUAGUAAUUGAUAUUGUUGAUAUUUAGCAAAGAAAAAAUCUUGGAUUUUUAAAAGAUUGAUCAACCAACUCAAAGACAUUUAUUGUUGUAAAAAUGGAAAAUCAAUCCAACUACUGUUCAUCGAUAAAUCAAUGCGUAAUUAUAUGAUCAAAGCAGUAACAACUCUUUCUCCUCAAAUAAAACUCAAUUAUUUGAUGAAUCUGGAUCUGAUUGCGAGUACUCCUCCAAUUAAUCUUCAGAUGACGAAGACUCUGAUCAAAGCUCCGAGAUGAGAUUCAAGGACUUCGAGAAAGACAUAGACAAGAUAUAGAAGAAAAUAUGUAAGCAAUUCUUAUUUCAUCCUUAGCUAAUGAUCUAAACAGAUCUUACUUCGGUUACAUUAAGAAUUAAGAUAAGUUGAAAGAUUUAAUCUCAACCUUUAGAAAGAGAGACUCUCUCAAUCCCUUAUACUUCUUUUGCAUGAAUCAAAAUCUAUUUCCCAAAAGAAUUGAUCUAUCCAAUUGUUUAAUUGAAUAAAAAGAAAUGAAUUUUAAAGAUUUGAAAGUCAAUUCAAAAUAUUUCCCCUUGCUAUCCCAAUUGUUAAAAUCCAAAAAGUGCAAAAAGGUGAGAUCCGUCAUCCUGUCAUCCAAUCACUUGAGAGAACAUUCAUUAUCAAUAUUUAUUGAUUCCUUUCCAGACUCAAUAAAAGACUUGAACAUCUCCUAAAAUGAACUCGGAAGACAAGGAGCCCUACUGAUUGCCAAAUUAUUCAACAAACACAAGAGGUACUCUAUUGUUCUCUAUUCAGCUUGAAGGCCUUGAAUGUAGCAAACAACUUGUUGGGCGAUUAAGGAGCAAUUACUAUUCUUAAUGCAAUACGAGAAGCUCGAACAGUCAAAAAAUUGAAUCUGUCUCAGAAUCAGAUCACUGACAAUGCUACUCUAGAACUAUAGAAUUUCUUAUUCUCAAAUCAAUCUAUUGAGGUCUUAAUUUUAAACUGGAAUCAAUUAGGACCUCAAUCAGGGAUUGGUAUAGCUAAGGCUUUGAUUUAGAAUAAGAAUCUAAAGGUGCUCGAUUUAAGCUACAAUCAUUUAGGGUUCAAUGAAAAGAGCAAUUGCAUAAUGUAAUGGUGUCAAUUAAUUGAAAAUCCUAAUUUAGCCUUGUGUCACUUAGAUAUUUCAUACAAUCAAAUAAAUGAGAAAUAGAUGGCCUUAUUGCAAAAAGCACUCGCAAAAAACAAUACCCUGUAUGGCAUACAUAUAGAAGGGAACAAAUGCCCUGCUUUUAUUGAUGCUUUUGGGUUUCUGCAAUUCUCAAAACAGGAAAAUUUGAUGAAGUAGGUGCAACAAAAAAAAAUACAAAUUGAUGGAGUCAAUUACAUCCCACUAUGUAAUUCUCAAGAGAUGUAAUUCAAUUGCUGCUGGAUUUGUUAAGGGUGGAAAGAACACCAAUUUACUUAUACUCCUGAGUAAAAUAGUGAAUAAGUGCCAAUAUUUCUACAUUUGGACUUCCUUGAGUAUUUUAAUAAUUAACUAUAGUUAUAAGCCCAUUCCGUUGACUUCAAGCUUCGAGAUGAAAUAAUAAUUGAUCGAAUAAAACAAAAGCAAUAAAUAAUUAGAACUUACUACUGGAGAGAUUAUUCAUUAAUUAAAAUCAAUAACAGAUGCUGAAAAAAAGAUUACAAUGGCUGCCAUUGAAGAGGCAUAUCAUGUUGAAACCAAUACUAAAAAUGAAGCCUAAAGCCAAAUCAUUGAAGAAUUUAAUAAGUUGUAUUACACUACUUAUCAGAUGUGUCCACCAAAAAGCAAGAUUUUAUACUUUUUCUCUGAUCCUCUAAGAGAGAGAUACUUUUAUGAUCCAAGUUUAGAGUAUAUUUAAAGCCCUCUCGAUGACUUAAUUUUAUAAGGGAAGGAUCCUAAGCACUAAAUGCAUGUUUUCACAGAUAAUACUUAGAUUCCUUUUUAAAAAAUCAACUUUGUAAAUGUUUUGAACACUAAGUAAGAAUAUAUCAUUGAUGAUAAAAAUAACUAUAAAGCAUUAAUUAAGGUGAAACCAAGGACUCUGUAAAGGAAAUACAUAUUGACGAAAUAUUUGGGGAAAUUCAAAAAUAGAAAAGGGAAUGUUGGCAUUUGGUCAAAGGAUGAUUCUCUCAUUUUCAGGAGCAUGAUUGGGGAUUCGGAGGAAAUUUUGGAUUCGGCAUUCGAACAGGAUUGGAGUUGUUCUAAGAUUUAAAGAUUUGUAAAGAGUGAUUAUGAGAAGAUUAAAUUGAAAGAAUAUUUUAGAUAGAAAUAUCAAUUGAUAAAAGACAUCUAUAAAUAUUUUUCUAGUUUUGGAUACUAGCCACCUUUGUUUGAUGUUUUCUGUAUAUAGUAUGGCUAAUUCAAUAAGAUUCUGGCUUCAAUUGUUGAUGGUGAAAACUUGAAGCAAUCAGAUGUUGAGAGUGACUUGGUGUCAAUAAAAAAUAAUGUGGAUUCUAAAUUUAUUUACAACCCUGAUAGAGCUAUAAUUAGAUAUCAAUUUAUGGAAGUUCUCUUUAGAUUAGCGAACGAUAAAUUUAUUCGAUCAGGAUAAUGUAAGAAUUUUGCUGAUGCAGUCUAUAGAUUACUGAAGGAAUUGGAAUAGCAUUAUGAAAUUCUAGACAACAGUCAAAAGUGGAGAGAGAAGAGAUUUUGGACAAAGGAAGUGGAUAUGAUACUGUAAUUUAAAUCUCCCUUUUUAAAAAAGCUAUACGAUUUAGCUUCAGAUUUAACCAGUAAGAAAUGGUACUUUAAAUUGAAGUGGGUGUCCAUCAAAGAAUUCAGAGAGUUUUGUAAAUUAUAUACGAAUGAUAUACUGUCUGAAAAAUAAGUGACAGUAAUUUUUAAUUUUUCUAUGCAAACCUAAGCUGACGAGGUGACUCAAGAUCGUUUUUUAAGGAUGACUUAUAAUGAGUUUUUGGAGGGAUUAGGAAGAGUGGCUGAGAAAAUAAGUCCAGCUCCCAUAGGAGAAGAUGCUUAGGUUUGGCCAGUCCUAGCCAGACAAACUCUGCCAUUGCAUAUAAAAUUAGAAUCAUUAUUAACGUUUAUAUUUCUUAAAUUGAGGAGGUAUUAAUUGAUAUUAGCAGUCUUAGACAACCUGAAUUUAGUUAAUUUACUGAAUUAUUCUGCAGAGAGAAUGUCGAUGCUUAGGAAACCCGUAUUAUUUUUAUGCCAAAGGUCUAUGAAAAGCAAUCGAAAUUAGAGAAUUCAGACGAGUUCAUCAUUACAACCAAUCAAUUAACUGUAUACAAUACGAUAUCAUUUAUCAGUAAUGACAUUUAUUUUAUGGUAUUAGAUUCUCAUCAUUAACCAUAUUUGCAUCCAAAUUAUAGAAAUUUCUUGUAAUAGAUUGUUAAAAAGAGAACUCUGAUUAAUCCAAACACUAUUUACACAUUGAAUAAUAAUGGACUCAGUAGACAGACUACAGGGAGGACAACUAUUUUUGAACAAUAGCAAUAAGCCUUGUAAACAAACAAUAUGAUAGCAGUAAUGGAAGAGUAUGAUGAUUAAUGA
Molecule: messenger RNA, 3724 nt
Organism: Paramecium octaurelia
Lineage: Eukaryota; Ciliophora; Oligohymenophorea; Peniculida; Parameciidae
Source: the annotation of a GenBank genome assembly